CAGGAGGCAGGAGCAAUGCAUCUGUUGCCAUCAGUCUGCAAGGAACAGAGGAAAGCAUUAGCAAGAGACAAAACAUCUCUACAAGUGGAUAUUGUUCCAAGCCAGGGGGAGAUCAGCGUUGGAGAAUCCAAAUUCUUCUUAUGUCAAGUGGCAGGGGAAGCCAAAUACAAAGACAUUUCCUGGUUUUCUCCUAAUGGUGAGAAGCUGACGCCCAACCAACAGCGCAUCUCGGUGGUGCGAAAUGACGACUUCUCCUCCACCCUCACCAUCUACAAUGCCAACAUUGAUGAUGCUGGCAUUUAUAAAUGUGUUGUCAGCAGCGUGGAGGAGGGAGACUCCGAGGCCACCGUCAAUGUCAAAAUUUUCCAAAAGCUGAUGUUCAAGAACGCUCCCACUCCUCAGGAAUUCAAGGAAGGGGAUGAUGCUGUGAUUGUGUGUGAUGUGGUCAGCUCGCUGCCUCCUACCAUCAUUUGGAAACACAAAGGAAGGGAUGUUAUCCUAAAAAAAGAUGUUCGAUUUAUAGUCCUGUCCAACAACUACCUGCAGAUCCGGGGAAUUAAGAAAACAGAUGAAGGGACGUACCGCUGUGAGGGCCGGAUCUUGGCUCGUGGGGAGAUCAACUUCAAAGAUAUUCAGGUCAUUGUAAAUGUACCUCCUUCUGUGCGUGCCAGGCAGAGCACUAUGAAUGCCACUGCCAACCUCAGCCAGUCUGUCACCUUAGCGUGUGAUGCUGACGGCUUUCCUGAGCCAACCAUGACGUGGACAAAGGAUGGAGAGCCAAUAGAGCCAGAGGAUGACGAAGAGAAAUACAGUUUUAACUAUGAUGGGUCCGAGCUAAUCAUCAAGAAGGUAGAUAAGAGUGAUGAAGCAGAGUACAUCUGCAUCGCUGAGAACAAGGCUGGCGAGCAGGAUGCCACCAUUCAUCUCAAAGUCUUUGCAAAACCCAAAAUCACAUAUGUGGAGAAUAAAACAGCUAUGGAGCUGGAGGAUCAGAUCACGCUGACCUGUGAGGCAUCUGGGGACCCAAUCCCUUCCAUCACUUGGAGAACCUCAACCCGGAACAUCAGCAAUGAAGAGAAGGCUUCGUGGACCCGGCCCGAGAAGCAAGAGACCCUGGAUGGGCGCAUCGUAGUGCGGAGCCAUGCUCGGGUGUCAUCCCUGACUCUGAAAGAAAUUCAGUACACAGAUGCCGGAGAGUAUGUAUGCACAGCCAGCAACACCAUCGGGCAGGACUCCCAAGCCAUGUACCUCGAAGUGCAGUAUGCCCCAAAGCUUCAGGGCCCUGUGGCUGUCUACACCUGGGAAGGGAAUCAAGUGAAUAUCACUUGCGAGGUAUUUGCUUACCCCAGUGCUGUCAUCUCCUGGUUCCGGGAUGGACAGCUGCUUCCCAGCUCCAACUACAGCAACAUCAAGAUCUACAACACUCCAUCAGCAAGCUACCUGGAGGUGACACCAGACUCUGAGAAUGACUUUGGAAACUACAACUGCACUGCUGUGAACCGCAUUGGCCAGGAGUCCUCAGAGUUCAUUCUUGUGCAGGCGGAUACUCCGUCCUCUCCUUCUAUUGACAGAGUGGAACCAUACUCUAGUACUGCCCGGGUGGAGUUUGAUGAACCUGAAGCUACUGGUGGGGUGCCCAUCCUCAAGUACAAGGCAGAGUGGAGAGCACUGGGCGAGGGAGAAUGGCAUUCGAGGCUGUAUGAUGCAAAAGAAGCAAAUAUGGAGGGCACGAUCACUAUCAGUGGCCUGAAGCCUGAGACAACCUACUCUGUGAGACUGUCUGCAGUGAACGGCAAGGGUGUGGGUGAGAUCAGCCUGCCAUCGGACUUCAAGACGCAGCCAGUUCGGGAACCCAGUGCACCCAAACUGGAAGGUCAGAUGGGAGAAGACGGAAACUCCAUUAAAGUGAAUGUUAUCAAGCAGGAUGAUGGUGGCUCCCCGAUUAGACAUUACCUGAUCAAAUAUAAAGCCAAGCACUCCUCAGAAUGGAAACCAGAGAUCAGACUUCCUUCUGGCAGCGACCACGUCAUGCUGAAGUCUCUGGACUGGAAUGCAGAGUACGAGGUUUCUGUGAUAGCUGAAAACCAGCAAGGGAAGUCCAAACCAGCUCACUACGCCUUCCGAACGUCUGCUCAGCCCACUGUCAUCCCAGCCAGCACUAGCCCUACAUCAGGCCUCGGCACUGCUGCCAUUGUAGGCAUCCUCAUUGUGAUCUUUGUGCUGCUCCUGGUGGCUGUGGAUGUCACCUGCUACUUCCUGAACAAAUGUGGCCUGCUGAUGUGCAUUGCUGUCAACUUAUGUGGCAAAUCUGGACCAGGAGCCAAGGGCAAAGACAUGGAGGAGGGCAAAGCCGCCUUUUCGAAAGAUGAGUCCAAGGAGCCUAUCGUGGAAGUGCGGACUGAAGAGGAGCGGACCCCCAACCAUGACGGGGGAAAACACACAGAGCCCAACGAGACCACCCCACUGACAGAGCCAGAGCACACCGCCGAUACCGCAGCUACCGUUGAGGACAUGCUGCCUUCUGUAACUACGGGCACCACUAACUCUGACACUAUCACUGAAACUUUUGCCACAGCCCAGAACAGCCCCACCAGUGAGACCACCACACUGACCUCCAGUAUUGCCAUGCCAGCCGCGGCCAUUCCCGACUCCAACUCCAUGUCGCCUGGCCAGGCUACUCCAGCCAAAGGGGGAGCCGCCUCAGUCUCUUCACCACCGCCCUCCUCUACCCCCAAAGUGGCCCCCCUUGUCGAUCUCAGCGACACCCCGAGCUCUACUCCAGCUGCUAAUAAUUUGUCUUCAAGUGUCCUGUCCAACCAAGGCGCAGUGCUCAGCCCCAGCACUGUCGCUAACGUGGCCGAGACCUCCAAAGCAGCAGCUGGUAACAAGGCAGCUGCCCCAAGCCCUGCAAACCUCACUAGCCCUUCAGCUCCAUCAGAGCCCAAGCAGGAGGUCUCAAGCACCAAGAGCCCCGAGAAGGAAACUGUGCAGCCCAGCACAGUGAAGAGCCCAACAGAGACAACCAAGAACCCAAGCAAUGUGAAGAGCGAGGCUGCUUCAGGCAGCACCACAAACCCUUCCCAGAAUGAGGACUUUAAAAUGGACGAAGGGACCUUCAAGACACCAGACAUUGAUCUUGCAAAGGAUGUUUUUGCAGCUCUUGGCACUACUACUCCUGCCAGUGUGACUAGCGGGCAAGCUCGCGAGCUCGCUUCUUCCACUGCAGACAGCUCUGUACCUGCUGCACCUGCAAAGACCGAGAAAACCCCAGUAGAAGACAAAUCUGAAGUGCAAGCAACGGAACUAAGACACCUCCAGCAGAAGUCAAGACGGUCCCAAACGAAGCCACACAAACAAAUGAAAAUGAGAGCAAAGCAUGAUCAGCGACAGAUGAAAAAAUGACAGAACAACUUCACCCAAGCAUUUAAAACACGAAACACAACACACAUCUCAUUCCUCUAGUGUCUGUUGCCUUUUUUUUAAAAAAAUACAAAACAAAACAGAAAAUGCAUAAACGGGGGGGGGGUUCUCUCUUUUUCUUUUUUUUUUUUUCUUUUUUUCUUUUUUUUUAAAAAGAUUUUUAGAAAGGUUCUAUUUGUUGUGCACUUGCUUUUAAAAAGUAAAACAUUUUAAAAACAGGGUUAAACCCACAACCAAACCAGGGCUUAGCUGACCCUGCUUAUUCAAAUAAGCAAAACUGCAAAUACCAGUUAAAACAUCGCUGAGGAGCUCAAAAUCAACUAGUCUUAGGCAAAGGAAAAAAAAAAAAAAAAAAAAAGAAAGAAAAAAAGACCCUGUUCUUUCCUUGGUUAGUAUACUAGAUAUAACCGCUGUACUGCUUGACUACUUGGUACAGAUGGUCCUUAAUGAACAAAGUCCACAAUUUAUUUUUAUACUUUUCAGUCGAGUUUGAAAUAUGUAAAGCCUCAUAAAUAAGUUAUAAUUUCUGUUCACCUUGUAUUUGUUCAGUAUGCAAAGUGUCUUGGCUCUUUGUGGCUGAAUUCUGUUCUCCACAUUAGACAUUUAUUUGGGGGGUUAUUUUUUUUUUUUAGGAAGAAUGCCAAAAUUGCAGCUUCGGGGGAUAUAUUUCAAUUUGCAGUAUUCAGACUCUACAUUUCUUUAAAUUUUAUGUUAAUUUUUGCCAACUUUUGUUCUUUCCAGUGUUUACAAUUGACAAAUAUUUUUUUAACUUUUGUUGUGUUUAAAUGUAUGUGUAAAAUAGCUGCCUUUUUUUUUUUUUUUUUUUUAAGUGAAUCCAGUCUAUAGAUACUAGGUUAGCAGCAUGCUUGCUUUGCAAAGGGAGACAUUUUUAAAUAUCGAUGUUUACAGUAGUUUCCCCUUUAUCUUUUUUAAUUAUUAUAAUAAUUAUAAUUAUUAUUAUUAUUUCUUACUGGAGUAAGAAAAAGAGUAAUGCUGGUCUUUGGUUUGUUUUUUUGGGGGGGCGGGGGGUGGGGAUAUUCCAACCACUUGUCAUCAACUGAGGUCUGUACCCAGCAAUCCACAUAAACACACGCUUAGCUUGGAAUGAGAGAGUUGCUGGCGAGAGUCCUUAUAUGCUUAAAUUUAUUAAGAGUGUAAGUCCCUUGCUGGACCUGGGCCUGACUGCAUAAGAAAAAUAUCAUCUCUGCUUUUUUAGGACAUUCUCCCUUUUCCUUCAUGGAACCCUCCCAGAGCUUUGAGAGGCAGAAGAGAGAUUGUACAGUUAGGGCUGGGCUGGUCUUAUCUCAGAUGUUCGAUGACAUCAAUUUCUCCUUUAUAUGGCAGUAAACGCCGUUUCCUUUGACCCCAGAAAGCUGAUUUAAAAGCAAUGACUUUCUGCACUUAGAGAAAAAAGAAGUUUGCUUUUGAGGAGUGGUAACACUAAAAAAGAAAAAAAAGGAACGUCCUUCUCUCGUGGAUGAAGUUCCUGAGCACAGGGAUGCUUGGCAGCGUGCAAGCGCCCUCCUGCACGGCACGUCUGUCCAUGGGUGCUCUGCAGAAACAAAAUCAGUGCUUGGAAAGCGGUGCCAAGGCUCCGCUUGAUUCUCUGGUCUUUGGAUCAUGUCUUUAAGUCAGAAAAGGGGCUGAUGCAGCAUCACUGUGCAGGGGGGAGCAGUGGGAGUUAGCCUUGGGAGUCACGGAGUAAUACCAAGAUUUGGGGGUGAGAAGGCGCUUGAGCAGAAGGAAGGAAGAGCAGAGGUGUACAGGGGUAGACCAGCCCGUUGUAUAGAGCUGUUCCUUCUCUGGGGGUUUUGUUGUUUAUUUUUUCCUUUAUUUCUUUUUUUUUUUUUUCUUUUUUUCUUUUCCUUUUUAUUUUUUUUUUAAUUCUACUUUAGAUCUGCAAGCUUGUGCACUGUGGGUGCGUGACUAUUUUAGUGUGAAACGUGUUUUUUGUCAUAGUAUUGAAAAAAUUAAAAAAAAAAGCUUCAACAUAGUUUGAAUGUGGAAGGUGUAGCAGAUAGAUCAGAUUUGAAGAAUUUAUUCAGGAAAAAAAAAAAAAAAAGAGAACAACUCUAACAAGGAACAGAAGCCUUUAAAUGAAAAGCAAAACUGAGCUGGCUAUGGCAUCCAUUCCAAUGUGCGAAGGUGACAAACAGAAGGAUGAUGGGGGGCAGAGGGACUGCUGUUUGGCUCAGUGUAGCUGAGCCACUCUCGUUGAUGUUAUCUUCCACGUACGCAGUCUUCUCCAGUGGCAUCGCAGAUUUUCGAACUGAAAAUGAUGGUUUUGUCAUUUGCUAAGUGUGGGGUUUUUUGCGUUUUUUCCUCAGCUCCUGGGGAUGGAAAUGGAGGAUGACUGGAUACGCAGGCACAGACACGCAUGCAAUACCCAUCCCGAGCAGGACAUCAGGGCAGGAUAGGUCCUCACUUCAAAGCCUUGUGGCAGAUUUGGCCCUUGCUUGACCCAGGACAGCAGUGGCAGUGUAAGUAAGGCAAAAUUUUGCCCGUGGUCCCUGGGGCUUUUUCUUUUCUAAGAAGUCACUCCGUGAAAUACACGAUGAAAACUCACCGUGGUCUACAGCUGGGGAGAGUCCUUGGGGCAGCAGAGGACUGAGUGGUGGCAGGCAAUACAAUACGUACCUCUGUUCCUUGGGAUAGCCACAACAGCUUGUUCCUCAUUUCCGUGACGUUUUUGACUGCUGUUGUCCUCUUUACGUUAUACCUCAUAAGUUAUGUCCCGUUGAGAGCUGAGCAGCCCAUAGGGAACAAAUGCUAAUGACCAGAAACGUGUCCAGGGACACUGGUCAGCGCCUGCCGGGUGAAAUUUGUGACUCUCACCUUGGGCUGGCGUUUCUGUUGUAGCAGGUAACCAGCUGAGGGCCCGAUCCACCACCCAGCCACGUCUUUAGAAAUGGCCCCGCUGGCUGCGGUGGGUUUGUAUGGCCCGAUGGAGUGAGCAUCACCCCAAGGCAGGAGUCACCCCGUGGUGCCUGAGCCCUGGCUCUGUCCUCUUGCUGUUAAUGCUCUCGUGACACCACCCGACACCCAGUGCUUGUAGGUUCAUUCUGAGGACUGUUUUUAUACUUGCCCUUAAUGCAGAAUUUGUUUUAAUUUAGAUGUAUCCCGCUCCGGAGAUAGCUUAGGCUUCAUUGGUUUUAUUUCACUUUUUGAAGAGGGACCAACCUGAUGCCGUUUGCGCUGUAUAUGUUUAUAUAUGUAUCCAUGCCAUACAUAUAUAUAUCUAUAUGGCACCUCAGACUGAUCAGCUUCUAGUUGUGGAGUGAUUGCAUUUCAUGCUGCACCAUACGUAAAGAUGAUGAGAUAAUAGUGCAUCCAGUUGUUCAGCUUUUAGAGUGGAGUUUUAUUUUCACACUUUUCUAUGGAGCCUUCAAACCCCAGAUUUUCACACUAGGCUGUUUUGAUAGUUGUUCUCAGACCCUCCAUUGACAUCCUUACCCAGCAUUCCCUACUUUUGGGGGCCUUCUAUCUUGUUAAAAAAACGAAAAAACAAAAAAUCUUUUUACCGAGUGAAACAUCGAUUCCACCUUUAUUCCCAUUCUCACUGGUGUAAAUACUGAUACUAACUGAGGAUUUUGACUUUGCAUUCUGUCAGAAUACUGUGUUCAAAUAAAAGUUACAAAAAAAAAAAAAAAAAAAAAAAA
Anas platyrhynchos (mallard) is the source of this 7079-nucleotide messenger RNA. RefSeq names its product neural cell adhesion molecule 1 (gene NCAM1). Gene Ontology annotation, cellular component: axon; plasma membrane; neuronal cell body. Lineage: Eukaryota; Metazoa; Chordata; Aves; Anseriformes; Anatidae. The record is from RefSeq and is a predicted model, not a curated record. Gene Ontology annotation, molecular function: axon guidance receptor activity; protein binding. Gene Ontology annotation, biological process: synapse organization; homophilic cell-cell adhesion.